AGAAAUUCAAGCACUAGCUAGCUAUAUAAAUAGCUUUUCAUGCAUAUGCUAUACGAUAUCAUUGAUCAUCACAAAUUCAUAUAUAAUAUGGCUUCCAAACCUGGCAUCCUUACAAAUUGGCCUUGGAAACCUCUUGGGAGCUUCAAGUUCAUGAUUCUAAGCCCGUGGAUUGCACAUAGCAUAUACUCAUUCAUAUGGGUUGAAAGAGACCCAGUUUACUAUCUCAUAUUUCCAUUUAUAUUGGUGAGAAUGUUACACAACCAAAUUUGGAUUUCUAUCUCACGCUACCAAACAGCUAAGGGCAAAGGCAAAAUUGUUGACAAAGACCUCAAUUUCCAACAAGUCGACAGAGAAAUCAAUUGGGAUGACCAAAUUUUGUUUACCGCACUCCUAUAUUAUAUAGGAUACACAAUAUUUCCUAUAGCUGCUAACUUACCAUGGUGGAGAAUAGAUGGUGUGAUUCUUACAACAAUAUUACAUGCUGGACCAGUGGAGUUCUUAUACUAUUGGCUACAUAGAGCACUUCAUCAUCAUUAUUUGUACUCUCGUUAUCAUUCUCAUCAUCAUUCUUCAAUUGUUACUGAGCCUAUCACUUCUGUUGCACACCCAUUUGCUGAGCACUUGGCAUAUUUUACACUUUUUGCUAUUCCAAUGUUGACAACAUUGUUCAUCCACAAAUCUUCUGUUGCUGCACUAUAUGGCUAUAUAUUUUACAUUGAUUUUAUGAACAACAUGGGUCAUUGCAACUUUGAGUUUUUUCCCAAGAAACUUUUGUCCUUCUUUCCCCUGUUGAAGUAUCUCUCAUACACACCAUCGUCUCACUCAUUGCAUCACACCAAAUUUAGGUCCAACUACUCACUCUUCAUGCCUAUUUAUGACUACAUUUUUGGUACCGUAGAUAAAUCUACUAAUACUACAUAUGAAGCCUCGUUGAAAAGACCAAAAGAGUCACCGGAUGUGGUUCACUUAACACAAUUAACCACACUUGAUUCAAUCUACCAAUUGCGCUUAGGCUUUUCUUCCUUAGCCUCCAACCCUCAAACAUCUAAAUGGUACCUCAAUUUAAUGUGGCCCUUUACAAUGUUCUAUAUGCUAAUGACAUGGAUUAGUAGAAGUGCUUUUGUUUUAGAAAGCAACACAUUUCAUGAUCUCAAGUUACAGUGUUGGCUUAUACCAAGAUUUAAUACACAAUAUUUUUCAAAAAGACAAAACCAAACAAUGAACAACUUGAUUGAAGAGACAAUUAUGGAGGCUGAGUUAAAUGGAGCAAAGGUGAUUAGUCUAGGACUUUUAAAUCAGAAGCAACAACUUAGUUCACAUUUUAAACUUUAUAUUCGAAGAUUCCCACAACUAAAGAUAAAAGUUGUAGAUGGCACUAGCCUAGCUGCAGCUAUUGUGUUGAACAACAUUCCUAAAGGGACAAAUCAAGUGCUUCUUCGAGGCAAGUUUAAUAAGACUGCGUUUGUCAUUGCUAAUGCUUUAUGCAAGAAAAACAUACAGGUGGUUGUAUUAUAUAAGGACGAAUUUAAAGAGCUUGAACAAAGGGUCGUCAUAAAAGGAAAGUUGGCUCUUUCACCAAUCAAUAUUCCAAAGAUAUGGUUAGUUGGAGAUGAAUGGGAUGAAUAUGAACAAAUGCAAGCAUCAAAAGGAUCAUUAUUCAUUCCAUUUUCACACUUCCCUCCAAAGAAAAUGAGAGAAUGUUGUUUCUACCACUAUACACCAGCAAUGAUCACUCCUACUACAUUCGUGAAUUCGCACUCUUGCGAGAAUUGGCUUCCAAGAAGAGUUAUGAGUGCAUGGCGUAUUGCUGGAAUAAUUCAUGCUUUAGAAGGAUGGAAUGAACAUGAGUGUGGUGACACUAUACUCAAUUAUGAAAAAGUAUGGAAAGCAAGUAUUUGUCAUGGUUUCCAACCUCUAAAGAUUCUCACAAACUAAGCAUGACUAAUUAAUGGGUUAUAGAUAUACAUUCUUCAAGUUUGUGUUGUCAAAGUUUGGUUUACCUCAAUAAGGCCAUGGUUCACUAUAGUUUUCCAUCUCUAAAAUUUUCAUGUAUGCUAUUUAAAUCUUCAAAAUGUAUUGUGAAAUAAUUACUACCUAAAUGCAUAUGAAUGUAAUUUUAUUUAAUAUGAAGCUCUAAACUUAUUAAUAUUACUUGAUCAGUUCCAUUUAUCAA
This is a messenger RNA of Trifolium pratense (red clover), 2173 nucleotides long. RefSeq names its product very-long-chain aldehyde decarbonylase CER1-like. The record is from RefSeq and is a predicted model, not a curated record. Gene Ontology annotation, molecular function: oxidoreductase activity; iron ion binding. The coding region runs from base 40 to 1935 and encodes 631 amino acids. Gene Ontology annotation, biological process: lipid biosynthetic process. Lineage: Eukaryota; Viridiplantae; Streptophyta; Magnoliopsida; Fabales; Fabaceae. The transcript is spliced from 10 exons.